Messenger RNA from Medicago truncatula (barrel medic), 2094 nucleotides. RefSeq names its product pentatricopeptide repeat-containing protein At3g04130, mitochondrial. Gene Ontology annotation, molecular function: protein binding. The record is from RefSeq and is a predicted model, not a curated record. Lineage: Eukaryota; Viridiplantae; Streptophyta; Magnoliopsida; Fabales; Fabaceae. The coding region runs from base 207 to 1712 and encodes 501 amino acids. The transcript is spliced from 2 exons.
UUUUCUCUAACAAAAAAUAAAUCAAUCAAUCUUUACCCAGCAACGACAACCAUUUCCCUUUCCCCUUGUGUUGGAGGAGUCACCACUGAAAUUAAAACGCAGGCGGAGUUGGUCGUAGGCCGCAGAAAGACUCGUUCAGAAUCUGGCUCUUUAUUAUCAUCUCCACUCCAGCCCUUUUCAUUCUGAAAUUCCAUAAAGUCACCCCUAUGCGGUCAAUAUAUCGUCUUGUUGUUCGUGAUCGCUUUGGCAUAUGUUAUAUGGCUCUGGCGUCGAGAACUUUAUUUUCUUCUAUAACAACAUAUCACCCUGCAGAAGCUGGAGACUUUUGGCAUAAAGAACAAACUCAAGACCUUACGAGAUCUGUGGACAUUCUUACUACAAAAAUUGGCAAAGGUAACAACGAGGACGACAUUCUCCAAUCUCUAAUCAGUGAUGAAGGAGUAAAUGGCAUACAUUUGUCUGAAAACCUCAUUAAUAGGUUGCUAUUUCGAUAUAAGGAUGAUUGGAAGUCUGCAUUGGCGAUAUUCAGAUGGGCCAGUUCACAUUCAAACUUUAAACAUUCGCAACAAUCGUAUGAUAUGAUGGUAGAUAUAUUGGGUAGAAUGAAGGCGAUGGACAAGAUGAGAGAGAUCUUAGAAGAAAUGCGUCAGGAGAGUCUCAUCACUCUCGAUACCAUAGCCAAGGUAAUGAGAAGGUUUGUUGGGGCAAGACAGUGGAAAGAUGCUGUGAGGAUAUUUGAUGACUUGCAAUUUCUCGGCUUGGAGAAGAAUACAGAAUCCAUGAAUGUGUUGCUUGAUACUCUAUGUAAAGAGAAAUUUGUUGAACAAGCUCGUGAAAUUUACUUGGAGCUGAAGCAUUACAUUGCUCCAAAUGCUCACACGUUUAACAUACUUAUUCAUGGAUGGUGUAAUAUCCGACGUGUUGAAGAGGCACAUUGGACAAUCCAAGAGAUGAAAGGAUAUGGUUGUCGCCCUUGCGUUAUAAGUUAUUCCACCAUCAUUCAAUGUUAUUGUCAAGAACAGAAUUUCGACAGGGUUUAUGAUCUUCUCGAUGAAAUGCAAGCUCAAAAUUGCUCCCCAAAUGUGGUCACAUAUACUACUAUAAUGUGCGCACUCGCAAAAGCAGAGAAAUUUGACGAAGCUUUACAAGUUGUCGAAAGAAUGAAUGCUGUUGGAUGUAGGCCUGAUACGCUCUUUUUCAAUUCGUUCAUUUAUACGUUGGGGAGAGCAGGCAGAAUAGAUGAUGCUACAUAUGUAUUCAAGGUUGCGAUGCCGAAGGCCAAUGUGGCCCCAAAUACAUCGACCUAUAACUCAAUGGUUUCUAUGUUUUGUUACUAUGCACGUGAAGAGAGAGCUUUUGGAAUACUGAAGGAGAUGGAAAAAUCAGGUCUUUGUAAGCCGGAUAUUCAGACUUUUCACCCAUUGAUCAAGUCAUGCUUUAAAAUGAGAGAAAUAGAUACUUGGUUGAAUGAUAUAUUAAAUGAUAUGGUAAAUAAAUAUCAGAUUGGUCUUGACCUUUCAACCUAUUCAUUGCUAAUUCAUGGGCUUUGCAGAGCAGAUAGAUGCAAGUGGGCAUUCGAUCUGUUCGAGGAGAUGGUUGAUCAAGAUAUCGUGCCUAGAUACAAAACUUGCCGUUUGCUCUUGGAUGAAGUCAAACAGAAAAAUAUGUAUCAAGCUGUUGACAAAAUUGAUGUUCUUAUGAAGAAACUUUAAAUUCAUGAAUCUCUUUGGUAUGUACUGUUUCUGAAUAUAAUAGAAAACUCAACUACAUUCCAAGUAUUUGAAAGACUUUGUUAUCAUUGUUGGAGCAGUGUCAUGGAUUCUUCAACGCAUAACAAAUGUCUGGUCAUUGUUGGAGCGUUCAUAAUGUCUGGUCAAUGAAAGGGAGGUGCAAAGUGAUAUUGCAAGGUUCUUUGCGGUAACAUUCAAGGAAUAACAAAGCCAGCGAUUCGUAGAUUGGCGAGAAGAGUUGGUGUGAAGAGGAUCAGUGGUUUGAUCUAUGAGGAAAUAAGAGGACUGUUGAAGAUUUUCUUGCAGAAUAAGAUUCUUGAUGCUGUUACUUACACUGAGCAUGAGGAAGACUCUGACUGCUAUG